GUCAAGUGGUGAGCUAUUUGAUAUCCAUUCAUCCAUAUAAAGUUUGAAAUCACGACGUUAGCCUAAGGUCAAUUUAAACAUCAUCAAAUUAGAUUUAACACUAUAUAGAUCAAGCAGUGACCAGGAUAUAUUAUUCAUUUCUAAAUAUAAAUGUUACUGAAGUAAAAUAAGAGUAUUAUGAAGUUCGUGUAUGUAAGUUUUGUUUCGUUUUAUGUAGUGAAAUGUGUGGUAACGCAGAAUUGCAUCCCAGAAUCACCAAACCAAGCGAGUUGGAGUAAAGAAGUAUUCCCGAAUCCUCAAAUGGACAUUGCAAGGUGUGGAAGGGAUUGUAAAACGUCUUGGAUUUGUGAUCCGGGGCAAAUACUGUCAAGUCAAAGAGCGGACGAACUCGACUCCUUUAUAAAUGAGAUUGCAAACUCUGGAAAAUGCGAAUGCUCACAGUGCUCCGGUCAAGAUGGUUUUAAUAUAUCUGUGGCUUUGGUUCCAUCCAUUAACAGUGUAGGAUUUAGUGAUAAGGAGACAAAAGCAAGGGAAUUUGCAGAAUAUCUAAGAAAAAAGACAUGGAAUUUUCAGAUCUGUGGAAACAACAUUGUCAUAUUAGUAUCCAGAGAUGACAGGCAGGUUUAUACAGACGCCGGUCCGUUGGCUUACCAAUCACUGACUUUGGAUUGUAUAGAGGAAGUAUACGAAAAUGUUAGACCUAGAUUUACUGAAGGCCAUUAUUAUGAAGGUUUGCGGGAAAUGAUAGAACAUUACAGAACUACGUUAGAAAAUGGCAACUGUAACCACAUAGAGACAACAGACGGAAUAGUCGGUGUUAUAGUAGGAAUUGCUUUUGGCGCGGUUUUUGUAUCGAUUGUGAUAGUUGGGAUGUGUAUUUGUCGGCGAGGAAGUGGUAGCUGUUACGCAGCUAAUACGGGUCACUACGGAAACCAUCAUCGUCAUGGGGGAGGAGACGGCGGUGGUGGUGGAUUUUCAGGAGGCGGAGGAGGAGGAUUUUCUGGUGGUGGAGGAGGAGAUGGAGGGGGCGGUGGGGGCGGGGGAUUUUAG
This is a messenger RNA of Mytilus trossulus (common blue mussel), 1050 nucleotides long. RefSeq names its product DNA topoisomerase 3-alpha-like. Bases 178 to 1050 code for a protein of 290 amino acids. The transcript has 5 exons. The record is from RefSeq and is a predicted model, not a curated record. Gene Ontology annotation, cellular component: acetylcholine-gated channel complex; membrane. NCBI's taxonomy places the organism in Eukaryota, Metazoa, Mollusca, Bivalvia, Mytilida, Mytilidae.